Synchiropus splendidus (mandarinfish) is the source of this 2627-nucleotide messenger RNA. RefSeq names its product mitogen-activated protein kinase kinase kinase 20. Gene Ontology annotation, molecular function: protein kinase activity; ATP binding. Gene Ontology annotation, cellular component: cytoplasm. The record is from RefSeq and is a predicted model, not a curated record. Bases 31 to 1986 code for a protein of 651 amino acids. Gene Ontology annotation, biological process: protein phosphorylation. The transcript has 11 exons. NCBI's taxonomy places the organism in Eukaryota, Metazoa, Chordata, Actinopteri, Syngnathiformes, Callionymidae.
GUGUGUGUGCAUGUGUUUUGUCAGUAUGCCAUGUCGUCCCCUGGCUCGUCGUUUGUGCAGAUAAAGCAUGAAGACCUGCUCUACUAUGAGAACUGUGGAGGGGGCAGCUUUGGGAGCGUCUACCGGGCGCUGUGGAUAUCUCAGGACAAGGAGGUGGCGGUGAAGAAGCUGCUGCGGAUUGACAAAGAGGCGGAGAUUCUCAGCGUCCUGAGUCACAAGAACAUCAUCCAGUUUUAUGGAGCCGUGCUGGAGUCUCCCAACUAUGGCAUUGUCACAGAAUUUGCGAGCGGGGGGUCUCUGUACGAGUACCUGUCCAGCGAGCAGAGCGAGGAGAUGGACAUGGAGCAGAUCAUGACGUGGGCCAUUCAGAUCGCCAAAGGGCUCCAUUACCUCCAUGCAGAAGCUCCAGUCAAAGUCAUUCACAGGGACCUGAAGUCGCGAAACGUGGUGAUGACGGCGGACAAAGUUCUCAAGAUUUGUGACUUCGGCGCCUCCAAGUUCUUGUCUCACACCACUCACAUGACGGUGGUGGGCACCUUUCCCUGGAUGGCCCCCGAGGUCAUCCAGAGUCUGCCCGUGUCGGAAACCUGCGACACCUACUCGUACGGCGUGGUGCUGUGGGAAAUGCUGACUCGGGAGGUUCCCUUCAAAGGCUUCGAGGGGCUGCAGGUGGCCUGGCUGGUGGUGGAGAAGCAGGAGAGGUUGACCAUCCCCAGCAGCUGCCCGGCCAGCUUCGCCGAGCUGAUGCGGAAGUGUUGGCAGGCCGACCCAAAGGAGCGGCCGCGGUUCAAGCAGGUGCUGGUCACCUUAGAGGCCAUGGCCAACGACAGCAGACUCCCAGAGCAGUGCAACUCCUUCCUCCACAACAAGGACCAGUGGAGGUGUGAAAUCGAGUCGACCCUGGAGCGUCUGCGGAAGCUGGAGCGGGAACUUUACUCCAAAGAAAAGGAGCUGGAGGAGCGCGAGAGGCGGCUGCGGCUGUGGGAGGAGAGGCUGAUGGAGAGGUCCAGCAUGAGCCCGAGCCCCACGUCCCUCCUCAUGGACCGCUCCAACAUGUCACCCUUCUUCGCUCCGCUGUCCAUCAGCUCGUCCGGGUCCUUCUUCCGCUCGCACUCCCAGGACUCGGACAGCGUCGGGGUCAGCAGCGCCGGAGUCAGCUCCCUCCUCCGCACCCUCAGUAACGGAGACACGGAGCGAGGGAGCAGCUCCAUGCUGGACAGGGGAGUGGGCUCCUUGGACAGCAGCAGGCUGCACAUCAUGCUACGAGGAAUGCAGGGGCGCUUCGGGGAGGAGGAGCCGGAGGACGAGGGGACCCUGGAGGAGAAGAGUUGGGGGCACAGGGAGAGGGAUGAAGGGGGGAGUCUGGAGGGAGGCAGAGUGCAGGUGACAUUGAGGAGCUUCCCAGGUGGAGUGGUGGAGCGGGAGGAGAGGACAUGGGGGGACGGAGACAGAGAACGAGGGGGGGUGCAUAGGAGCAGGGUGACCACUAUCCUUCGAGGGUACUCAGGGGGAGCGGAGGACAAGAAAGAGGGAGGGUGGGAGAUAGAAAAACCAGGGGAAGGAUUGGAGGAACAUGGGAUGGAGGGAGGGAUGGAAGGAGGGAGGUUGCAGACCAUGUUUAAGGGGCUCCAUGGCAGUUUGGGGGACAUGCUGUCCUUAGACAUGGACGACAUGGGGGAGAUGGACACGCUGGGAGACAUGGAGGUGGGCGGCCUGGGGGUCAUGAAGGUCAUGGGUCGCGGCGUCAGAAGUGAGCUGGGGGUCAGGGGUCACCGCAGCGAUAUGGUGGUCCACGGAGCGCGCGGCGACGUCAGCCAGAAGAUCCGGGGCGAGGUGGGCGUCCUGGGCCACUCGGGGGUGCAGGUGAGCAUGAGGGCCUCGUCCAAUCAGAACUCUGUGAAGAGCUGCAGCGUGAGACACGGCACCAAGAUCAACAUGUCUUCUGCCAUGGACAUGAUGGCGCUGGACUGGUCCGACAGCGAUUAGAGGACCAACUGCACGUCGUCCACCCGUUCCUUCUAUUGUGAGUCGCAGCACGUGAUGAAGUGGCAGCCAACCUCCCGGACCCUCGCACCAGUCUGACUCAACACUUUCACCCAAAUAUACAUUUUUACUGAAACAGAAGUCGUCGCCGCUUCGCAGCGGAACCUCCGGAGUGACUUGGACCCGCCGUCUGAGUUGGAUCCUGCUUGUAGACAAGUGUGUAGAUGUGGAAUCUUAGAACCUGUGUGUGUUUGGCAUUUUUCAAUAAACCCCAUUCAAGGCAUCAGAGGUGCGUUUCCUCAGACGCUCAGCAGCAGAGCCACUCCGGCCAGAACCCACUUGGCGGGUCUCUCGCGCGUCUUCAGACUGAACGUCCAAACGUAUGUGGGUCCUCGGAUUUUGGUCUUGUAGACGGGACACUCGUAGAUGUUCCGGGUUUCCUGCCGGUCGUUCGGAACAGCUCGGACCGAGAUGACGGGCAUGGCCGGCGUCAGGUCCAUCAGGCGGGCUUCGGUGAUGACGCCGGCCGGAAUGUCCCAGCGAGCGCCUGCGGAAGAGUUCCAUUUCCCCAUCAGAACCAGUGAUUCAACUCUCACCCUACAUGUCCGGUACCUUCCAUGAAGAGUCCGUACACGUAAGCUCCU